AUGGUGGAACGAUUCCAUCGACAACUCAAAGCCGCCCUCAAGGCACACCCCAACCCCACCUCUUGGACGGAAGUUCUUCCUGUCGUCCUGCUCGGCCUCCGUUCAGUCUUCAAGCCGGACUUGGGGUGCACCGCUACUCCCCCGCCAGAUCCAGCAGACUACGUUUCCCGGCUCAAGGCCAUAUUCAACCAGCUUCGCCCAGCACCCCCUCGUCAACCAUGUUCCUCCAGGCUUUACGUGCACGACGACCUGGAGACGUGCACACACGUUUUCGUACGCGUCGACGCUGUCCGAAAGCCGCUACAGCCCCCUUAUACUGGUCCCUAUGAAGUCGUCAGCCGCACUUCCAAGUUCUUCUCCCUCAUCAUCAACGGCAAGCAAGAGCAAGUCUCCAUCGACCGAUUAAAGCCUGCAUACAUUGAGGCUCCUGCUGCUGACCUCACGGCUGCUCUGGUCUCCACCCCUCACUCCGUUUACCAGCCCGCCGUUCCCCGUUCAGCAAAAUCCGUCCACUGGGCCCCUGUCCUGGUGACGCACCGCUCUUGCGUUUCACCAACGCGCUAA
Molecule: messenger RNA, 564 nt
Organism: Ornithodoros turicata
Lineage: Eukaryota; Metazoa; Arthropoda; Arachnida; Ixodida; Argasidae
Exons: 2
Coding region: 1-564 (187 amino acids)
Source: RefSeq, a predicted model, not a curated record